Messenger RNA from Aplosporella prunicola CBS 121167, 5005 nucleotides. RefSeq lists its product as uncharacterized. NCBI's taxonomy places the organism in Eukaryota, Fungi, Ascomycota, Dothideomycetes, Botryosphaeriales, Aplosporellaceae. Bases 37 to 4881 code for a protein of 1614 amino acids. Gene Ontology annotation, biological process: rescue of stalled cytosolic ribosome; ribosome-associated ubiquitin-dependent protein catabolic process. Gene Ontology annotation, molecular function: zinc ion binding; ribosomal large subunit binding; ubiquitin protein ligase activity. Gene Ontology annotation, cellular component: cytosol; RQC complex. The record is from RefSeq and is a predicted model, not a curated record. The transcript is spliced from 8 exons.
CACUCGCACUGCACGCACAACCCACACGCCGCGAUCAUGAGCAAGAAGACCAAGAGCAGCGGUCGCGCUUCCACCGGCGCUUUCGGUGGAGGCUUCGGAUUCGGAUCGGGCUCCGCAUUUGGAUCUUCCGCCUCGCUGCUCUCAUACGUCUCCGAGCCGCCGGACCUUUCUCCCAUAUCCGACGCGAAUACGGUCGUUGCUUUCAAGAAUCUUACCAAGAAAGAUAGUACUACCAAGGCCAAAGCAUUGGAGGACCUCCAGUCGUAUGUCGCCUCCGCUGGCGCGCAAUUGGAGGAGGGUGUAAUAGAUGCAUGGGUUCAACUUUAUCCGCGCAGUUCAAUAGACAGUGAGCGGAGAGUGCGCCAGUUGGCGCAUACCGUACACGGCAAGAUCGCGGCAGCAAGCGGCAAGAGAAUCGCAAGGCACAUGCCCAACAUCGUUGGAGCCUGGCUGGCAGGGUUAUAUGACAAUGAUAAAGCCGUGGCGAAGUCUGCUCAGGACGCUUUCAACACGGUCUUUCCGACGCCGGAAAAGCUUCGCACCGUACGAAAAGCAUUCCAGCAACAGACCCUCGAAUACUGCCGGACAGUGAUCGACAAAGAAGCUGUAGAUACAUUGAGCGAUGAGAGGAAUACUAGUCCGGAUGAUGCUCUUGCGAAAUACAACCGGGUCAUAGCCUCGAGCAUCUCGGUCAUUGCGACCUUGCUCAUGGAGCUGCAGCUGGAGGAUAUAGCAAAAGAACAGGCUAGCUACGAGGAGGUCAUUCAGGAUAGCAGGCUCUGGGAGUUUGCUUCAUACGAUGACCCUGCUGUCAGAAGAGCUGUCCACAGAUUACUACGGAUAUGUAUCUCAAAACAGCCUGAUGUCCUAUCAGCGAACCUCUCCACUAUUGCUAAGUCCUACUUGGCCAAAUCUUUGAGCUCAAAGCAGCCUGGUUCUGCCUGGCACUUCUCCGAAGCAACCGUUGCUCUAAGCGAGGCUUAUCCCGCCGUGUGGACCGAACAAUACAAGAAGAAGACAGUAAUUCAGCGCCUGCCGCAAUGGUUGAAACGCGGUUCUGAGGGUGGUCCCACGGAAUUUUGGGAUAACGUUACGAGGGUGGUUUCCUCGCUACCAAGAGACGUACUACCCGUCCAGCUUCCAGAGGCUGUAGAAGUCCUGAAUGCAAUGCACAGUGGCAUAACCAGCAAAGACGAGCCGCGCCCUAACCUUAGCGCUGCGUUUAAGUCGUAUUUCAAGGUAGCUUCUACCUUGUCUGCGCAGCUUCCUGAAGACGAACAGAGCAAGCUUUUGACUGAGAUGGUGUUGCCGAUAGUGGCACACUAUGUCAAACCAUCAGCUGAAACAUCUACUUGGGCUAUUCCAGCUCCACGGGCGCCCGAGCUUAUCAAGCAAGCUCUGGAAAUUCCAGGAAUGUCUCCUGUUCUGGACGAUAAGUGGCAGCAGCUCACAGAAACCUUGAUCGAAGACAUGAAGACAUCCCUUCCAGCCCAGUCGAAAGACUAUGAUAUGUCACAAAAGGGAGUUGGUGAUGAAGGCCAUAGGUGGGCUAUAGUUGGAGCAGCGUUCCUUGGAGGCAGUGAUGCCGAGCCCGUCAAAGAACGGCUAGCUCGCUCUUCCUCUCAAGUCCUGAGAGAGGCUUUGACUUUACUCAAGUCGAGGAACGGUAAGCCUUAUGGUGCUGCUGCGAUUAUUGAAUCUAUGAUUCAAUCAUUCAAGCAACUGUUACUUGAGGAUGCUGAAUGCUCUGAGCUUCUAAUCCCGUUCAUUAAGGAUGAUCUCCCUGCCCUUUUUAUCUCUCCUUCUUCUCUUUAUUUGGCGUCUACCUUGUAUGCCUUCACUGACCGACCGGAAUUCGCGGAAACCUGGAACGCUACUUUAAAGAAGUGUAUCGAGGCGCCAGAGCCGGAAGAAAAACUCUCCGCACUUACGCAACUUCUUUCUGCGAAGAACGCUGGUAAUGCCGCGCAGCUUGCUUCUUCCAAUACUGACUUGCAAUCGUUCGUCCUUGAACGAUUCCAACUUGCUAUUGAGGGAAGCACGGAUUGGACUUUCCUUGGCCAAGUGCUCAGGAACUCUACUCCUGUGCUCUCAGAUUCUACCACUGACACGAUACUGUCCGAGUUGACAAAGUCCCUUUCGAUCAGCGAAAAGGCGAUUCAUGCCAUUCAGGGUUUGUCGACUGUCGUUGAGCGCAAGCCAGAGCUGCUUAAGGAAUACGCGUCGAAACCCGAAGGCUCUGAACUUCUUGGUAGAGUUUUUUACUUGACUGAGUCGCCGGAUGACCACAUUGCGGGUGAAGCGUCGAGCUUGGAGUCGCGGAUUAAAGCAGCGCUAUCUACGGAAGGCAGCGGCAAUGCAGCAUUGAAGUCAUCGAUGUUUGAUGUCAUUCAGAAGGGCCUGCUUGAAGCCUCGCAUGAGUCUGUUUCGCCGGCUACCCUGGUUGAGCUGGCACAAAGUCUCCUUCAGAGCUCCGAUCUGGAUAGAACAGAGCUCGUGGAGAAAUUGCUCCCAUCCAAAGAAGCAUGGAAGACAGCUCUGGCUCCUUUCUUGAAACUAGCUCCGCACCCGUCCCUUGCCAUCACAAACGCACUUGGUGGUGCAGUUUAUUUAGUCGAUUCGCAAGAAACUAACCCACCGAAGAUGUCGCGUGACAAUGACGGCUGGUCUCCAGCGCUCCGGAUGGCUUGGUACACAAGCAGACUUCUGAAGACAACAGAGAUCUUCGAAUCGAUCCCUAUCGAAAACAGGGCGCAGAUUUAUCAACAUCUUUUGCUGGCAGUCCAACUCACCAACGACAACCUUUCCAGAGCCUCGUCAAACGACAUCUGGAACAUGUAUAACCCGCACACGGAAUCCGAGAUUGUGGACUUCAUAUCUGAGGCACAACUCGUGAUGAACGACUUCUUAUACGACAAGUCCCUGCAGUCUUCCUUCAACCAACUGCUUGAAGCUGCAACGGGUUCUUCGGCAGAAUCUUUCUACAAUGCACGAGCUUACACUUACGUGAUGUCGAGGUUGUUGUCCCUUGUUGGAUCGGAUAUGGAGAAGACGCCGGAUCUGGAUGCAAAGAUAAAGGAUCUGCGAAAGAGUCAAGAUGUUUUCUAUUCCACUGCGUUCAUUGUUGGUCAUUGCACGAUGGUUGAGAGCAGAUCUCCGAUGUCCCAACUGUGUAACGAGCUCAUUGCACAAUUGACUGGUAUCGACAUGGCCAAGAAGGCGAAGGAAGCUCUUGGGCAGCUUGUGCUUCUAAACGCACUGCUCCAGAACCAGCCAGACAUUGCCGAGACCGUUGCACAGCGCAGGCUCAUCUUCUUCGUUCAGCACAUCGCCAAAUCCUUCGAUCCCGAAGAGAAUGAUGGGGAUGUCCCUUUCGAAGUCAAGGCAGAGGCAUUUAGGGCAUUGACAACGCUACUGCCGUAUAUGAAGGACAUCUAUGGAGAGCACUGGUCAAGCCUUUUGAAUGCCUUGCCAGCUUUCUGGUCAAUAGCUGAGGAGGCAAACUCAAAGGGUGGCCGCGCCGGUUACGAUCUGGCACUGCCUUGCAUCCAUGCUUCACUUAAGAUGUUUGCUGCCUUGAGGAAGUUGAAGAACGAUGAAGAAGUUAAUGAUGACCUCGUUGACGCAUGGAAGGAGACCGAAGCCCAAGCAUCGACAGGGCUAGUAGGUCUUUUGAAGCAAUCAGAAGGUUUGGACGACUCCAACAACCAGCCCUUGCAGAUUGUCAACGAGCUCCUUUCACGCCAAAUUGCUGCCGUUCCUGUGGAGCAGCUCAAGAACACUGAAGAGCUAUUCCCCUUGCUCGUCACGGAGUCAAGCUCAGUGCAGCAGGCCGCAUUUGACAUUUUACACAAGCAAAUUCCAGAAGCUCAGCAGCAGCUAUCUGUUGAUGCAGCUCUUGAAAAGAAGAAUGUCCGACUGCCAGAAGAAUUGCUGUCACUGGUCCUUGAAGCCCCAUCAGCAGCGAAUUUGGGCCCUGACGCCUUCCGCCGGACGAUGCCACUGAACAUUCGUGGCUAUCUUUUCAGCUGGCUGCUGGUUUUUGACCACUUCAGCAACUCAUCCUACAAGGUCAAGGCAGACUACAUUGAGAACUUGAAUGAGGAAGGUUACGUGUCGGGUUUGUUGGGAUUUGUCUCCGACUUCCUCGGUCACACGCGCGGCAAGCCAGUCGACGUGUCCAAGUUUGAUGUCACGAUGUAUGAUGCCUCUGCCGCGGCUGACAAUCCCGAAAAAGACGCACAGUACCUGAGCGCGCACCUGUACUUCCUGACACUGAAGUAUCUCUCAUCGCUAUCACGCGCCUGGUGGAUCGAUACACCUCGCCACGUGCGCAGCGUUGUCGAGUCGUGGACGGAGCGGCACAUCAGCACGCACAUCAUAGCGGACGCUCUUGAAAGCGUGAGCGAGUGGGCGAACAGCCAGUCCGGUAGCGAGGACGAGCAGCUCACGGUCAAGGUCAACCCCCGCGCGAAGGAAGUCCAGGCCGGCUACGAGGUCGACGAGCAGUUCAUGCUGAUGGCGAUCCGGCUGCCGCCUACGUAUCCCCUGUUCCCGGUGCAAGUCGAGGGCAUGAACCGUGUCGCUGCGUCCGAGGCCAAGUGGCAGACAUGGUUGCGCAACACACAGGGUGUGGUUACGUUCUCGAACGGCAACCUCGUCGAUGGCCUGAUUGCAUGGCGGCGCAACGUUGUUGGUGCGCUGAAGGGCCAGACCGAGUGCGCCAUCUGUUACAGCAUUGUGAGUGCGGACAAGAGUCUGCCGAGCAAGCGCUGCAGCACGUGCAAGAACCUCUUCCACAGCAGCUGUUUGUUCAAGUGGUUCAAGACUAGCAAUGCUAGCAGCUGUCCGCUGUGCCGGAAUGCGUUCAACUAUGGCUGAGUUGGGAUGGGAUGGUUUGGUUGGUAGUGUGGAUUGGCAGCUUGUAAAUGCGUACAACCGAACUCUUAAUAAAAAUACUUCCGGUCUCGGGCCAACAAGUUAAUACAGUCUCAAAGCAUGUGUG